AUGAAUACCUCAUCCUUGAUCACGAUCGGUCUCGCGAUCUCGUUCGUGUUCAUGUUCUGGACCCUGUCUUCGACCACGUCGUCGCCAUUUGCUGGGGCCUUCCCUCGCAUCUACAACAAACGGAUCUGCUUACUGAUUGCUCAUCCCGAUGAUGAAGCCAUGUUCUUUGCGCCUACCGUCCUGGCCCUCACCAAGCCGGAGUACGGCAAUCAUCUCAAGAUUCUCUGUCUUAGUACCGGCGACGCAGACGGGCUCGGACACAUCCGCAAGAAAGAACUCGUGAAGAGCGCUCUACAACUCGGCCUGCGCAGCGAAUCGGACGUCUACGUCGUGGACGACCCCACUCGAUUCCCCGACAGCAUGAGCGCGCACUGGACGGAGAACGACGUCGCCUCGCUCCUUGCGUCGGCGUUCGCGCCGGAACCGUCGAAGAAGUCAGGAGGCGCGGCCCCGACCGCGACCAUCGACGUGCUCGUAACGUUCGACCAGGGCGGCAUCAGCAAUCACCCGAACCAUCGAUCCCUGUACCACGGGGCUCUGCACUUCCUCCGCGCGCUGGUCAAGGGCAAGUCCGGGUACAGUUGCCCGGUCACCCUCUACACGCUGACGACGACCAACCUCGUGCGCAAGUACGCCGGCGUGCUCGAUGCGCCCUUCACCAUGGUCCGGGGCGCCUUGAGCUCGAUCAUGUCGGGCUCCGGGGCCCGCGGCUCCAGGGAUCAGCUCCCUUCUCGGCUUCUGUUCGUGAGCUCCGUCAAUGAGUGGUUGACGGCCCAGUCCGCUAUGGUCAAGGCCCAUCAGAGUCAGAUGGUGUGGUUCCGUUGGGGUUGGAUUACGAUCGGACGCUAUAUGGCGGUAAAUGAUCUACGGCGAGAGGAGAUCUGA
Molecule: messenger RNA, 885 nt
Organism: Aspergillus fijiensis CBS 313.89
Lineage: Eukaryota; Fungi; Ascomycota; Eurotiomycetes; Eurotiales; Aspergillaceae
Product: PIG-L family deacetylase
Exons: 2
Coding region: 1-885 (294 amino acids)
Biological process (GO): GPI anchor biosynthetic process
Cellular component (GO): endoplasmic reticulum
Molecular function (GO): N-acetylglucosaminylphosphatidylinositol deacetylase activity
Source: RefSeq, a predicted model, not a curated record